AAACUCACAUGCACAACCGGCGACGCGAUUGAACUUUCAAACCUCUCUUCCUGGAAAAGUCUGAACUGAAUUACAAGGGGUUGAGCAUCUUCUCUCUCUCUCUCUCUACACCUUUUGAUCUAUUGUAUUCGAAGAAGAAUCGUAGCAUUCUUCGAUCAGUGUUGAAGAGAUCAGGCUGAUCACGAUGUUGAGGAUUUUAAGCCGGAGCCGGAGAGUCUCUCCUGCAGUCUCGUCUUCUUCGAUAUUAGGGCAAUCAUUCAGUGUGGUUUGGCCUGUAGUAUCUACACCGAGAACAGGAGGCCAGAUAUUACAUCGUCCAGGAGCAUUUGGACUUGUUAGAAACUUGUGUCACCUCAUUUUGCGUGUUUCUCCAAAUAUAUUUUUUUUAAUUAUUGUAAUAGGUCGCUCAGGAAGUUCAAGGCCAACAAGGGAAGUUCUGGCCAGUCUUCUUCAGCCAGAGGUUACCAUGCAAAUACAAAGCAGGCUGUUUUCUUCUUACAAUGGUGAUCUGGUUGAAGCUGUUGUCCCUUUUAUGGGUGAAUCUAUAAGUGAUGGAACUUUGGCAAAAUUCCUGAAGAAUCCUGGUGACAGGGUAGAAGUUGAUGAACCAAUUGCUCAAAUUGAAACAGAUAAGGUGACAAUUGAUGUUGCAAGUCCUGAAGCAGGUGUAAUCCAAAAGUAUGUAGCCAAGGAAGGGGAUACUGUGGAGCCAGGUACUAAGAUUGCUGUCAUUUCAAAGUCUGGUGAAGGUGUUGCCCAUGUUGCUUCAUCUGAGAAGACAACAGACAAAGCUGCUUCUCAGCCACCUCUUGUUGAACUAAGUGAAGAGGAUAAGCAAAAGCCUAAAGUUGAAAGCACUGCUGUUAUAGAGAAGCCUAAGAGUACUUCUACUGCUCCUCCUAAACGCUCUGCUACAGAACCCCAACUUCCCCCUAAAGAAAGGGAAAGACGAGUUCCUAUGACAAGGCUCAGAAAACGAGUUGCUACCCGCUUAAAAGAUUCUCAAAACACAUUUGCAUUGCUGACAACAUUUAAUGAAGUUGAUAUGACUAAUUUGAUGAAACUCCGAUCUGACUACAAGGAUUCCUUUGUUGAAAAGCAUGGAGUCAAGCUGGGACUUAUGUCUGGAUUUGUGAUGGCUGCUGUUAGUGGUCUCCAAAAUCAACCUAUUAUCAAUGCUGUAAUUGAUGGGGAUGAUAUCAUAUAUAGAGACUAUAUAGAUAUCAGUAUAGCUGUUGGUACUCCAAAGGGCCUUGUUGUUCCAGUUAUUCGCAAUGCUGAGAAGAUGAAUUUUGCUGAGAUUGAGAAGGAGAUCAACACUCUAGCUAAGAAGGCAAAUGAUGGAACUAUAUCAAUUGAUGAAAUGGCUGGAGGUUCAUUCACAAUAUCUAAUGGUGGUGUUUAUGGAAGCCUGAUAAGCACUCCUAUCAUUAACCCCCCUCAGUCUGCAAUCCUUGGCAUGCAUUCAAUAGUGAGCCGUCCGAUGGUUGUUGUAGGCAACAUAGUUCCGAGGCCAAUGAUGUACAUUGCGCUGACAUAUGAUCAUCGGUUGAUUGAUGGGAGGGAGGCAGUGUUUUUCCUCCGCCGCAUCAAGGAUGUGGUUGAGGAUCCUCGGAGGUUGCUUCUUGAUAUAUGAAGACACAGUCGUCACUGGUGUUUAAUUAUAUCAUUUGCUGGUAUAUUAUUGGGAACUAAGCACUCCGAAUCAAUUGAACUUGAAUAAAUGCGUAGGUGUUAAAGUUUUGUAGGUUUUAUUGUUGAUUCUCUUCAGAGAGUUCUUUGAUUGCGGCUAUCCAGGUUCACAUUCAAAAUGAGUUACCUAAUUGGAAUUCAGAUUUGGAAGUUUAUAUUGCUAAAAACUGUUCUCUGUGUUGUUCCUUUAGUUUUGUGAUUGGUUGAAGAGUAUUCAAAGAUUCUGAUUAAGAACAAUUUGGAUGAUAUUUGCUACGGGUCCAUUCUAUUUUUCUUGAAAGUAUUUUAAGGCAGCGUGCCAGUUAGUAUAA
Messenger RNA from Camellia sinensis, 2003 nucleotides. RefSeq names its product dihydrolipoyllysine-residue succinyltransferase component of 2-oxoglutarate dehydrogenase complex 2, mitochondrial. Gene Ontology annotation, cellular component: oxoglutarate dehydrogenase complex; mitochondrion. Lineage: Eukaryota; Viridiplantae; Streptophyta; Magnoliopsida; Ericales; Theaceae. Gene Ontology annotation, molecular function: dihydrolipoyllysine-residue succinyltransferase activity. Gene Ontology annotation, biological process: tricarboxylic acid cycle. The record is from RefSeq and is a predicted model, not a curated record.